AUGUCAUCCGCACAAAGUCUACGUCAAUUAUUAGGCGAACAAGCCUCAACAGCCAGUAUCAACGAUUCGACAUUGAUCAUCAUCGAUGCUCAAAACGAAUAUAUAAACGGAUCCCUCGCGACCACAAACAUUGAGAAUACUAGAAAAGGGGUAUCAACCGUUUUAGAGAAAUAUCGAGACGGUAACAAUCAACAUGGUGGACGAAAUAUUAUACAUGUCUUACACAAGACACCUGAAGGAGCACCAAUCUUUACACCCAACACACCUCUUUUCGAUGAAUUCGACGAGUUGAAACCUGUAGAAGGAGGAAACGAAAAGACUAUAUUGAAAGGACAACCAAGUUCGUUUGCAGGUACAGAACUUGAAGAAUACUUGAAAAGUUUAGGUGACGCUGGGAAGAAAGUCGUCUUGACUGGUUAUAUGGCUCAUGUUUGCGUUAGUACUACAGCUAGAAAAGCGGACGAAUUGGGUUUGGAAGUUAUCAUUGUUGAAGAUGCUGUAGGUGAUCGAGAUAUCCCAGGUGUAUCAGGGGAAGAUCUCACAAGGGUAGCAUUGGCGGAAUUGGGGGACGCUUUCGGAACAAUCGUAGAUAGCAAGAGCAUCAAAGUCGAUUAA
This is a messenger RNA of Kwoniella shivajii, 615 nucleotides long. RefSeq lists its product as uncharacterized. The coding region runs from base 1 to 615 and encodes 204 amino acids. The transcript has a single exon. The record is from RefSeq and is a predicted model, not a curated record. Lineage: Eukaryota; Fungi; Basidiomycota; Tremellomycetes; Tremellales; Cryptococcaceae.